AUGGCGACCAACCUGUGCUGUACAGCGGAGCAGGACGAUCGUUCAGGUUCGCCUGAGCUGCCCAACGCCCGCGUCAGCCAGCCCACACCAGUGAACCGGCCACUGUUACGCAAAGGCACUAGUUCACCAAGCUCACGAUUCACAAGUGCCCGUUCUGAAGACCUCCAUGAGCUCCAUGAAAUCUUCCACAAUGCACAAGAUUCCGACGAAGAUCGAGCUAUGCCGAUGCGGGCGCUGCGUGCACGCUUCAGUCGCCCCUCAAUGCAUAGCAUCCGCAGUCUACACAAUAUGACGAGUAUGCGUUCCCUUAUGAGACGAAAAUUUUCGAAAGAGCUUCCCAAGAAGGUCUUCGGUGCUCCCUCGGUACACGACCAGCCAAAGCAGAGAUGCAUCACAUCUACCCCCGACACUGUAGUCAAGCAGCUGAAAGGCGGCCCGAACCAGCAGCUUCAAAUCACUAAAGACAUGCUACGCAAAGAUCUACUUAGUGACAAGAAGCCGGACGAAGGAGGAUAUGAUCCAGACGCUGAAGUCCUUGACGACAUUGCAAAGAACAUGGGCAAGAAAUCGCCAAGCAAGAGGCCGAGCAUCCACAGCGUCGACUGGACGACGACCACCGGAAGUAAAUGCACGCCUGAGUCCUCUACCAAAGGCUGCACCAGUGCCGAGCUCAAGCGCGAUCUCUACCCCUACUGUAUCAACAAGCCACAGGCCGUUCCUUUGUCAAGCCGCUUUAGUCAAGUGUUCAGCACGCCGAACCUAAGAUCGAGUACAUCUGGUGAACGAGAUCGCAGAGUGCGACGCUCGCAUUCGGCUACAUCCAUGGGUCUGCCGAAACCUUCGCCAAUCUCACCGUUACGGCUACCAAGCCUUACCAGCCACGACCUUACUGGUAUGCCACGGUCUGAGGUUAUGCAUGCGAGUCUUCGUCUUUCACAAUUUCCCGUGCCUCCACGUUAUCUCAGUCCCAACGCAUCUACAACCACUUUGAGCAAAGACGGACAUCUCAAAGACAGCCAUGGUCGACACCAAAAGCAGGAUAGCACCGCCUCAGCAUCGCCACAACGAGCAUCUGAGCCCUUUGAUACUCUUUCUGCUCGUAUGGUUGAGAUCCGGGUUCAGCAGCCUACUUCCAUUGCAAGCCCCAGGCCAUCUACAUCUAUUAGAGGCGCUCCCCGUGAGAACUCGUCGUCCAAAGAAGGCGGAAAAGCGGAAGAAGGAAAGGAAGAUGGAGAUGAUGACAACCCACGUCGCUCUGUUCAUCUUUACAGCAUGCGCAUCUCGCACCAUCUACGCUCAGGUUCUCUUCUUUCUUGGGAUCAGCUUGCCGACGCACCAGACCUCCCAACGUCACCUCGUAUAUUCCGGGAACGUACUGUUUCAGACCAGAGCCGAAAUCCGCCACGAAACCAACAACUUGCCCGCCAUGAACGGCAAACAUCGAGCUCUGGCUUUGCAAGCACAAAAGUACCGAGCAAGUGGGGCAAUGUCUUAUCCUAUGACCUCGAUAUGCGGCCAGAUGUUACUUCCUCUAUCUAUUCGAGUCGACCACGGAGCCCACCUGAUAGCUAUGGAGGAUCCGUGGUGAACUUGUCGCGUACCAGCACUGAAAACCAAGCCUUCAGUAUCUCAUCCUCUGACCUACGACGGCCUCGACAUUCCGCUUCUUUUCCUACAGACAACGAAGAUACACCGAGACCAGCCAAACGACAUGGCGUGAAUGGCCUUGGAGCUGUGACCGGCAACGCGAUCGAACCCUCAUUCCUCGCCGUGCCGGUGCCACUAGCACGCAACAACAGCAUUGCCGAUACCAAAACCUCCAAAUUUCGGGAAGAGUUCGGUCCAUCUCCACCAAAGAAAAAGAUGACGCAAUCAGCAUCCAUCAUCAAGUUUCUGAAUCCGAAGCGCCUGAAUUUGCGCAGCCAGAGUGAAUCGAAUCUUUAUCCUGAAGCUUCAGUAGCCGCUAUGGAUGGUCCAUCAGAUACGCUGGCGAUGUCUGUUGAUCACGAACGUCGUACGUCUCGAUCAUUGGUAAGCUUGCAGGUCCAACAGGACGCGCUCGGGAAGAAUAAGGGUGCCAAUCAUGUAUGGGAUCGCGCGUUGCAAGCUCACCAAGAAGAGAAAGCAUCUCUUUUCUUCCCCAAGAACAGAGAUCUUGCCAUUCAUGCGAGCCCCUUCCGCGAACGUAGCGCAAGCGUUUCUGUUAGACGAGUCAGCGUUGAAGGACUAGAUCCAACCAGCCGAGCUGACGAUGGGUCGAGCACGCGGGUGUCGACACUGUGCCCGACCCUUCAAACACCCGAUGACGAGCGAUCUGAUGGGCUUUUCACCUUGGUAUCCCGACGUAGCGCUUGGACGGGGCGCGAUGAUGCUAGUGCUGGGCAAGAAGUAGCGGCUGCAUUCGAGCGACAAGGCGACGGUACAGAAAUCAUUGGGGCUUGGGGCAGUUAUCCUUCGCAUACGCGCCAUGACCGCACCGCGUCUGCAGGUAAGGCAGAUAACGUUCAGCCUCGCGACUUUGCUCUUGAGGCGGCGAUAAAAUUUGCCUCGGCGACAGACGAUGAGGAUUUAGUCGACCCAACAGAGCGAAGACUAUCUACCCCACUGCAGCCGGGUGAGAAGAGGAAAAAGAGGAAGAUUGGGAGUGGUCGCAUUGCGAAGAGCAACUCCAUGACGUUUGGCAAAACCCUCAUGAAGAACUAUGCCAAGAUGUUCAGAAGUCAGAGCACAGAGUUCCAAAGGCAUGGUCGAGGACAUCGCAGCUCUAUCGCAUCUGGUGGUAUUCUAGAACACCCUGAACUCGAGCUUUUGCCCCAUGUAUGGACGAGUGGCCCGCACAUAAGAGAUAAAGACACGCAGGAUUCAGGGGAUGAGAAAUCGGCGCUGGAAAAAGACCCUUUGAUAAAGGUCACCAGAUCUAAAGGCAGAUUGCGAGCAGACGACUCCAUGGCGACACUCCGUCCGCGUCGUAACUCCUCCGCGCCGAACCUCAACGAGAUGGCAUUUGGCGAUGGCGCUGCUGAUUCGGAGCACGCACGUGAUCGUGCACACGUUUGGUCGGUCUACUACGAGAACUGCCUCGAUACUUGUUCUCGUCUAAGUAUAGAUACCAACCGAGUCCUCGAGGGCAUUAGUCAUCCUAACCGGCUUGCAUUCGACAGCAAGCGCGCAUCUAUGCAAUCACGAGCUAUGCCUACUACCUUGCCGAAACACUCACGCAGAGUCAGUCAGAUGAGUCAGUUGAGCGAUGGAAGCUGCGCGAAAUCUUCCGUCUUCAAGGAUCAAGUUGACAGCGCUUGCGAGGAACGAAGCUUGGUCAGUGUGAGGCGAAGCACGAUGGACCUUAUUUCCAAAUUCAAAGAGCAGGAAGCUACUGAACAUGAGAGGAUCAUGGCCUUCAGUAAGAUGGAUAGCGGAAGAGCAAGAGAGAGUGUGGCGGCUAUAUGA
Alternaria atra is the source of this 3447-nucleotide messenger RNA. RefSeq lists its product as uncharacterized. The transcript is spliced from 2 exons. Lineage: Eukaryota; Fungi; Ascomycota; Dothideomycetes; Pleosporales; Pleosporaceae. The record is from RefSeq and is a predicted model, not a curated record. The coding region runs from base 1 to 3447 and encodes 1148 amino acids.